AUGUCAUCGUCGGACUCCGAGACCCGUUUGACACCCUGUGCCCAACACUUCAAAAGUCCUUUACACUCAAUCCAUUCACCCGUCAUAUUCUCAUACAGGGGUAGCACCUGGUCGUCAAUCAUCGGCCACCGGACUAUACGACACCUACUGGUGCUCACGAGGUCCUUUACACUCGAUCUGUUUGCCCGACAUAUUCACAUACAGGGGCAGCACCUGGUCAUCAAUAAUAGGCCACCGGACUAUACGACAAGAUAUCUGAGAGGCCAAUCCCAAUAG
Messenger RNA from Oppiella nova, 276 nucleotides. Lineage: Eukaryota; Metazoa; Arthropoda; Arachnida; Sarcoptiformes; Oppiidae. The record is from the annotation of a GenBank genome assembly.